Molecule: messenger RNA, 207 nt
Organism: Dicrocoelium dendriticum
Lineage: Eukaryota; Metazoa; Platyhelminthes; Trematoda; Plagiorchiida; Dicrocoeliidae
Source: the annotation of a GenBank genome assembly
AUGAAGUACUCUUGUACCGUUGUCCGUGGCAGUUAUUUUAGCAACUUUGGGUGGAGCGAUCACGUGUGCAAUCCUCUUCCGCCCGAUCAACAAGAUGGCCAGCAAUUUGAUGAUACCCUAUGCUCUGUGGCUCAGUUAUGCAAGUGCUGUGAACAUUUCAACAGCCCUCAACAAUUAAGUCAACCGACUGCUGUGUCAUUUCAGUGA